This is a messenger RNA of Talaromyces amestolkiae, 1344 nucleotides long. RefSeq lists its product as uncharacterized. The record is from RefSeq and is a predicted model, not a curated record. NCBI's taxonomy places the organism in Eukaryota, Fungi, Ascomycota, Eurotiomycetes, Eurotiales, Trichocomaceae. The coding region runs from base 1 to 1344 and encodes 447 amino acids. Gene Ontology annotation, molecular function: polygalacturonase activity. Gene Ontology annotation, biological process: carbohydrate metabolic process. The transcript is spliced from 5 exons.
AUGCAUAUCAAAAGCAUCAUCCUAGCACUGAGCUGUGCCUCUGUCGCACUCGGACAAUUGGCAGACACUACAGCCUAUCCAAUUGGUCCUCUGACUUCAUCUAGCGACAAAUGGGCAACAAAAAUCUGUGAUAUCACAAAAUAUGGAGCCGUAGCCGAUGGCGAAACCGACGCCGGUCCAGCUAUUCUUGCUGCCUUCGAGGCGUGUGCUUCUGGUGGUGUAGUCAAUAUUCCUUUGGGAACAUUUGCUAUGGCUACUUGGGUUACAUUAAGUGGUGGAACUGCAUGGGCCAUCAACCUGGAAGGAAUUAUUGUGCGAACCGGCACUGCUGGUGGAAACAUGAUCUACAUUGAGCACAGUACCGAUUUUGAAAUCUAUUCUUCCCGUGGCGUGGGUGCAAUCCAAGGCUACGGGUACCAAUUCCACGAACAAGGAGAAUAUGGUCCACGUCUCUUGCGUCUGUAUGAUGUAACGAAUUUUGCCAUCCAUGACAUUGCUCUUGUUGACUCCCCUGCUUUUCAUUUAACUCUUGACACUUGCAACCAGGGAGAGGUGUACAACAUGAUCGUUAGGGGCGGCAACGAAGGCGGUCUUGAUGGAAUUGAUUUGUGGGGAUUUGAUAUCUGGGUGCACGAUGUUGAAGUCACCAAUAAGGAUGAAUGUGUCACUGUUAAAAACCCAUCGAACCAUAUCCAGGUGGAGAAUAUUUACUGCAACUGGUCUGGUGGUUGUAGUAUGGGCUCCUUGGGCAAUGACACUAAUAUCUCCAAGAUCCUCUACAACAAUAUCUACACCGUCAAUUCAAAUCAAAUGUUUAUGUUCAAGAGUAAUGGUGGAUCGGGAGAAGUCACCGAGGUCACACUCCAGAACUUCAUUGGACAUGAAAACGCAUAUUCGUUUUACAUUAAUGCAUACUGGUCUGACCUGGCUAACCAAGGCGGAGCUGGCGUUCUCUACAAUUCCAUCACGGUCAAUAACUGGAAAGGAACUUGUGCGAAUGGCGCUACACGGCCUCCACUUUAUGCCUUAUGCCCUUCGACAAACCCUUGUACUAAUAUCAUCAUUGAGAACUUUGACAUGUGGACGGAAUCAGGCAGCACCGAGUAUUACAAAUGUGCUGAUGCUUGGGGUUCAGGUUAUUGUCUCCAUGCAGGAACACAACACACGGAGUAUGGUACUGUAACAUCCACGGUCACCUCUGCACCUUCAGGAUACUCGGCAACAACAAUGCCUGGGCAGCUCACCGCCGGUUUAGGAAUUACAACACCUAUUGCCAUCCCGACCGUUCCUAACUCAUUUUACCCAGGUGCAACCCCAGCCACGGCCCGAGUUUACGGCAGCUAA